AUGGAUCUUGAAAAGUUUGUCACCAAGACCAUCGAUCUUUUAGAAAAAGAGAGACAGACAGAGAUCGACGAAACAAGAUUUUUGACAGAGAAGAUACCAGCUAAAGAAUUACAAAGAAAAGGUGUUUGUUUGUUAAAACUGAGACUGAAUGAACGAAGAUCUGGUCUUUAUGGCAGGACAGUGGUGACCUUUGAACCCUUUUGGUCAGGAAAUGAACUACCAUCCCAUAAUUUAACACAUGGUGAUAUCGUAGGAUUGAAUUUAUCUCAAGGUGAAGGUUACUCUGAUAAUUUGGCGUCUGGUAUUGUGUCAAAGGUCAACCAAUCAAGUAUCAGUGUUGCCUUUGAUGAAGCUACAGAUGUGUUUUCAUUGGACGAUGAUGUUCAGUAUAAAUUAACAAAGCUAGCUAACGAUGUGACAUAUAAACGAUUAAAAGGAGCAUUAAAGAAUUUAAAUCGGUAUACAUCUGGACGAUCUGGAAACUUGAUUAAUGUAUUGUUUCAUGUAUCAGAGUUAUCUCCCCCUAGUCAACCGUUUGCAAUUGAAUAUUACAAUGAUAAGUUAGAUAACUCUCAGAAAGAAGCUGUAAAGUUUUCCUUACUACAGAAAGAAUUGGCUGUAAUACACGGUCCACCAGGUACAGGAAAAACAACGACUGUAGUAGAAGUAAUUCUACAGGCUGUUAAACAGGGUCUCAAGGUUCUAGCCUGUGCACCGUCAAAUAUUGCAGUAGAUAAUUUAGUAGAAAGAAUAUCCAGGUAUAAACAAAAAAUUGUUAGGAUCGGUCAUCCAGCCCGUUUAUUACCCACAAUUCAGAAGUUUGCCCUGGACUCAAUUGUAGCUAAUAGUGAAGAAACACGGCUAGUAGAAGAUGUUAGAAGAGAUCUUGAUAAAGUUCUGGUAAAAAUGAAGGCAUCUAGAAAUAAAGGAGCCAAACACGGUUUGAAAGAAGAAAUUAAAGUUUUGAGAAAAGAAUUACGAGAACGAGCCGCUGAGGCGACAAGGCAGAUUUUAACAAAAGCUGAGGUAGUCUUGGUAACGCUGACUAGCGCCACUGACGAUGGUCCGUUAAAAUUUCUAGAGAAGGAUCAUUUUGAUUUGGUUGUCAUUGACGAGAAUUCUCAGGCCCUGGAAGCAGGGUGUUGGAUUUCAUUAUUACGAGCACCGCGAUGUAUAUUAGCUGGUGACCAUCAUCAACUACCUCCAACCAUUCUCUCUAAACAAUUAAUCCGAAAAAAACUGAAAAAUAGUCCAAAAAUUUCGAAAUCGGCCAAAAAAUGUAUGCUACGAAUUUUCGAAAUUUGA
This is a messenger RNA of Lottia gigantea (owl limpet), 1305 nucleotides long. RefSeq lists its product as hypothetical. Lineage: Eukaryota; Metazoa; Mollusca; Gastropoda; Lottiidae. Gene Ontology annotation, molecular function: RNA binding; ATP hydrolysis activity; 5'-3' DNA helicase activity. The transcript is spliced from 10 exons. The coding region runs from base 1 to 1305 and encodes 434 amino acids. The record is from RefSeq and is a predicted model, not a curated record.